Molecule: messenger RNA, 722 nt
Organism: Paramecium octaurelia
Lineage: Eukaryota; Ciliophora; Oligohymenophorea; Peniculida; Parameciidae
Source: the annotation of a GenBank genome assembly
AUGAAAGAAAUGGAGAAAGAGUUAGAUGUAUUAAUGAUAAUUAUUUUAGUAAUCAUUUGAUAAAAUAAAUAAUUUGAUUGAUUAGGUAUUCAUUUUAGAUAAUCCAAUUAAAACAAUUACUAAUAUUAAAUCAUAAUCAUCAUUACCAAAACUAAAUGAAUUUCAUUUUAUUCAUUAAUCCAAGUUUUAAUCAAACAUCCUUUAAGAAUUGACACCUUUAAUCAAAUCAUAACUAUAAUUAAAAUAACAUCAUAAUAUUCAAUCUCAAUCUUCAUUUAAUCUAAAACCAUUUCAUUAUAUUUAACAUAAUUCUAUUAAAUAACAGAAUGGUUGUUAUGCUUUUGCUUUUAAUAAAGUUUGUUCAAUUAUUGCAGUUGGAUAGAAUUCACAAAUAAUAAUAUAUGAAUUCAAAUAAGAACUGUCUAAAUAAAUUCAAGUAUUAGAUCGACUACAAGAUGAUGUAAAAACAUUAAAUUUUAUGAAAAAAUCUAAUUAGUUGAUAUCUGGAGAUCAUCAAGGCAAUAUUUAAAUUUGGUCAAUUAAUAACAACAAUUCAUGGGUUUGCUCAUAAACAAUUAAAGGACACAAUAGUCAAAUUAAUUGUUUAAUUGUGAAUAAUAAUGAAGAUAUGUUUAUGUCAGGCAGUAAAGAUAAGACAAUUAAGUUUUGGGUUAAGCAAAAUUAAUGGAUCUGUUCAUAAACAAUCACAGAUCAUCAAAGUU